AAAGUCCUGAACACACCCUCUGGCGGAUCUGUGUGGCGCAGUAUUUCUGCGACAUGCCUCUUCUAUACGACAGCAGCGCGCGCCUCCGCUCCUUCUUUCUCUCGUCCUGAAGAUGGCGGCAGGGACACUCUACACAUACGCAGAGAACUGGAGGGCGUACAAGGCUCAAAUUGCAGCCCAGUACAGUGGGGCUCGUCUGAAGGUGGCGAGCUCCCCCCCUGCCUUCACCUUUGGGCAGACGAACCGCUCCCCUGCUUUUCUUAGCAACUUUCCCUUGGGCAAGGUUCCAGCUUACCAGGGUGAUGAUGGCUUCAGUCUGUUCGAGAGCAAUGCCAUUGCUCAUUACCUGAGCAAUGAUGCCCUCCGAGGCAGCACUCCUCAAGCCAGUGCCCAGGUCCUGCAGUGGGUCAGCUUCGCUGACUCUGAGAUCAUCCCUCCAGCCAGUGCCUGGGUCUUCCCAACCUUGGGCAUUAUGCAGUUCAACAAACAGGCCACAGAGCAGGCCAAGGAGGAGGUGAAGCGUGUGCUCGCUGUCCUGAACCAGCACUUAAACACCCGCACUUUUUUGGUUGGUGAGAGAGUCAGUCUGGCUGACAUCACAGUGGUGUGCUCUCUGCUCUGGCUCUACAAGCAGGUUCUUGAGCCUGCUUUCCGUCAACCCUACCCCAACGUCAAUCGCUGGUUUGUGACCUGCAUCAACCAACCUCAGUUUAAGGCUGUUCUUGGGGAGGUUAAGCUCUGUGAGAAGAUGGCUCAGUUUGAUGCCAAGAAGUUUGCCGAGAUCCAGCCCAAGAAGGAGACGCCAUCCAAGAAGGAGAAAGGUGGCAAGGAUGCUGGUAAGCAGCAGCCACAGCAACAGCAGGAGAAGAAAGAGAAGAAAAAGGAGGAGAAGAAAGCUGCUCCUCCUGCUGAAGAGUUGGAUGAGUGUGAAGCUGCGCUGGCCUCUGAACCCAAAACCAAGGACCCAUUUGCUCACCUUCCAAAGAGUUCAUUUGUUCUGGAUGAGUUCAAAAGAAAGUACUCUAAUGAGGACACACUGACUGUGGCAAUCCCUCACUUCUGGGAAAACUUUGACCGUGAGGGCUACUCUAUCUGGUAUGGCGAGUACCGCUUUCCAGAUGAGCUGACCAUGACCUUCAUGAGCUGCAAUCUUAUCACAGGAAUGUUCCAACGACUUGAUAAACUGCGCAAGAAUGCUUUUGCUAGCGUCAUCCUCUUCGGCACAAACAACGACAGUUCCAUCUCUGGCAUCUGGGUCUUCAGAGGCCAGGAUCUAGCUUUCACUCUAUCUGAAGACUGGCAGAUCGACUACGAGUCCUACAGUUGGCGUAAACUGGAUGUGGACAGCGAGGAAUGCAAGACCAUGGUGAAGGAGUACUUUGCAUGGGAGGGUGAAUUCAAGCAUGUAGGCAAACCUUUCAACCAGGGCAAGAUCUUCAAGUGAGCAAUGGCACUUACCAGUGAUCAACAUCUAAAUCUAAGGACAUGCAACCACUUUGUGUGAAAAAGGAACUUAAAUCCCCAAGUUGGAGAAGGUUGCGUGCUAAGAUGCUGUAAAGAGGUUUUGAGUUGAGAAUUAAUAAAAUGUUUUUCACAGCCCCA
This is a messenger RNA of Colossoma macropomum (tambaqui), 1602 nucleotides long. RefSeq names its product eukaryotic translation elongation factor 1 gamma (gene eef1g). Gene Ontology annotation, cellular component: nucleus; cytoplasm. The transcript has 10 exons. NCBI's taxonomy places the organism in Eukaryota, Metazoa, Chordata, Actinopteri, Characiformes, Serrasalmidae. The coding region runs from base 113 to 1444 and encodes 443 amino acids. Gene Ontology annotation, molecular function: translation elongation factor activity. Gene Ontology annotation, biological process: translational elongation. The record is from RefSeq and is a predicted model, not a curated record.